AAAAAAAAAGGCGUUUGAGAGAAACGACAACAAAAAAAAGCAAAGAAAAAGAAGAACAAGUAGAAGAAGAAGAAGAAGAAGAAGAGGCGACACACGGUAGCUCAGUACCAAGUAGUAGAGCUUUACGAAAACCGACAGCAGUGUGGUUCGCGCUCUUGUCAGGGACGCACGCGUGCCGAUUUUUUGAUCAUUUGUAUUUAUUGUGUGCUCAUGCGUAUUACCACGUGACCUGUACUUGGCGCCUUUUUCAUAUUUUUUUUAAUCUCAUUUCAUUCAUUAAAUAAUUCAUUCAUAUACUAAUAACAAAAUACUUAUUAAAUUGUUGUUAUUUGUUUAAUUUUUUAAAUCAAUGAUUAUAUUUUUUUUUACUUGAUUUAAAAUUUAACUAUUUAAAAAUUUAAGUGACCAGGAUAAUUUAAAAGUGAUAAAAUGAUAAUCAAGUACAAUGUAUUAAAAAUUGUGUACAAGUGUUUUUCAUACUCUCAGUCAUCAACUGAGUAAAAAAAAAUUGAUUUUAUUCUUUUUAUUUAAGAAAUAAAUUGAAAAAUUGUGGUUAAAGUUUUUGGAGAACGAGUUUAUUCAAUUUGGAAAUUAUUAUUGUUAAUUGAGAACUUGAAGUUCUCACUGUCAAUAUGUGGAUCAAUUGUCAGAUUAUAAUGUUCUGUAUGUUAUUUUUAAACGUCGUUGUGGCCGACGAUAAAGAAACCAAUACUACACUACAAGCAUCACCUGGUUCACAAGAACCGUCUGAUGCUGUAAUGUCUAAAGUACGAUUAUUAUUAAAAGCAUGGGGAGGUGCAGGUGAAAGAAAUUUAAAACGUAUAUCUGUUACAAAUAAAACAGUAACUUGUAAUGAUGGCUCUGUAGCUGGUUAUUAUCUUAAAAAAUCAAUACGUUCAAGAAAAUGGAUUGUUUAUCUUGAGGGUGGUGGUUUUUGUUCAAAUAUAACUAGUUGUCAAAAAAGAUGGAAAGAAAAUAGAGAUUUAAUGACAUCAUUCAAUUGGACUGAUAAACGACAAAUUGGAGGUAUAUUGUCAUCUAAUCCAACAGAAAAUCCAUUUUGGCAUAAUGCAAAUCACGUAUUUGUACCAUACUGUUCAAGUGAUAGUUGGGCUGGUACUAAGGUAAAAAUUGAUAGUGAAUAUUCAUUUAUGGGAGCUGAAAUAGUAACACAAGUUAUACGUGAUUUGAUACCAACUGGUUUGGGUAAUGCAAAUUCAUUAUUAUUAGCUGGUAGUAGUGCUGGUGGUACUGGUGUUAUGUUAAAUCUUGAUCGUGUUAAAUAUUUACUUCAUCAUGUAUUCAAUAUAAAGCAUAUAGCAGUACGUGGUAUUUGUGAUUCUGGUUGGUUUCUUGAUCAUCCACCAUAUUCACCAAUGAAUUUUUCACCAAUUGAAGAAAUUAAAAAUGGUAUUUCAUAUUGGAAAGCAAAUAUACCAAAGAGUUGUACUGAAAGAUAUCGUGAUGAACCAUGGAGAUGUUUUUUUGGCUACAGAUUAUAUCCAUAUAUUAAUGCACCAGUGUUUAUAUUUCAAUGGCUUUAUGAUGAAGAACAAUUAUCAGCAGUUAAUGUUAGAGCACCAAAUAAAUCAACAGAAUGGGAUUUUGUUUAUCAACUGAGUCAACUUGUACGUGAAACACUUGAAGAUGUAUCAGCUGUAUUUGCACCAAGUUGUAUUAGUCACAGUAUAUUAACUAAACCAACUUGGUCAACAAUUAAAAUUGAUGAAAUAUCAUUACCACAUUCAUUACAUUGUUGGGAUAAAAAUCCACCAAAAUCAAACAGCAAUAGUGCCAACAAUGCAAAUAGUACACAGGUAAUAAAUCAAACAUGUGCCAAAUUACCACGUACACCAACAACUCGUUCAGGUGAAAAAAAAAGGAAAAAUAAAAAUAAUACAGAAUCAAAUGAAAAAAAUAAUGAUACAAAUGGUACAAAUGGUGAAAAAAUAACUAAUAAUAGUAGUAGUAAAGAAAGAAAGGAUAAAAAUAAACGAAGAAGAGAUGGUCGUAGACACAGUAAACAUGGUUCUAAAAAUAAUACAACUAUACAAAAUGGUAGACCACCAAAUAAAAGAUCAGCACAACCAAACAAACGUAAAUGCACACAAGGUAAUUGUCAUUAUCGUUUGAUUGAAUCAUGCUUAUGGCCACAUUGUAAUCAUGAUUGUCCAAAAAUAAUACAUCCUGAUUCACAUGAAGAAGUUAGAUUUCUUGAUAUUAUCAAAAGUUUUGGUGCUGAUUUAUCAAAUAUAUCACGUGCAACUGGUAUUGAUGAACACACAUUAAAUGACAUGGGACAUACAGAAUUACUAAAUCUUUUAACACAAAGAAAAAUGUAAUUUAAAAAUUAACAUUUUUCUUUUUUUGUUUGUCUAUAUUUAUAUUAUUAUU
Aphidius gifuensis is the source of this 2394-nucleotide messenger RNA. It is a transcript of the gene Notum, whose product is annotated as palmitoleoyl-protein carboxylesterase NOTUM. Gene Ontology annotation, molecular function: hydrolase activity. The record is from RefSeq and is a predicted model, not a curated record. Lineage: Eukaryota; Metazoa; Arthropoda; Insecta; Hymenoptera; Braconidae. Bases 633 to 2342 code for a protein of 569 amino acids. The transcript is spliced from 8 exons.